Molecule: messenger RNA, 8096 nt
Organism: Solenopsis invicta (red fire ant)
Lineage: Eukaryota; Metazoa; Arthropoda; Insecta; Hymenoptera; Formicidae
Gene: sfl
Product: bifunctional heparan sulfate N-deacetylase/N-sulfotransferase
Exons: 13
Coding region: 2488-5160 (890 amino acids)
Cellular component (GO): Golgi apparatus
Molecular function (GO): heparan sulfate N-sulfotransferase activity; deacetylase activity
Source: RefSeq, a predicted model, not a curated record
GCUGGAUUUUCGCGCAGUUUUUCGCCGGUCCUCCCGUGCUGAGGGCUCCGAAGUAUAUACUCGAGGUAACGUCGCACUCGUUCACCGUCGUGCGAGACAUCAGGCUCGCGCUCGUCAUCGCUCGUCGUCGUCCAUCGUCGUCGUCGUCGUCGUCGUCGUCGUCGUCGUCGUCGUCGUCGACGACGACGUCUCCCUUCUCGUCGCGCGAGCGCGCCUAGUGCCCGUCCGAUUUACGUCUGACCGAGGCAGCACGAGAGACCCGAGGACGGACGCCAGAUGCUUGAACCUAACCUCCAAGCGCGAAGAGCGCCCCGAGGGAACACGCUCGCUACCGCGUCUCGCGUACAACGUGACUUCCUCCGUCCCGUGGCUGAUUUUACUUCUGCGUCGCGCUAAUCUCACGAGGAUCCUCGAUCACUCGCGAUCGAUAUAUCUCGCAUGCGACAUCGCGCGGGGCGCGAGUGAUCGAGAACAGAGUGCGAGAGCGAGAGAGAACGAGAACGACAGCGGCCGCCGAGAAUCCCGCGCGUCUUCAUCGUGGAAGGAACUGUCCGGGAGGCUGUCUCGAGGUUCGUGUCGCGCGAGGUGAUUGACGACGAGAGGGGCGAGGUAGAGAAGCGGCCGCGCUUCACGGCAAAUGACAGUGCAGUGAGAGAAGGGCGCGAACGGAGCAACGGUUCGUGAACGGAAAGAAAGGCUCCGGGCUCCGUGGCAGGCUGUAAAUUUUGACCUCGAGGAAAGAAGAAAGAAGACCCUCUCGUCCCAGGGCCCUCCUCGGGAUACGGAACGCGAUCCGCUCCGGACCGAGGUUCCACGGAAUUUUCUUAACGAACGAUACUAUGGGAUUUUCCAACGCUGCACGAAAAGGAUCGUUGACACACAGAAAUAAACUCCGAAAAUUGUUUCGUGUAAGAAACACUGCGUCUGUACAUCGUUCCUAAUUGACAGAUAGAGGUAGGAGCCAGCGGCGGGGAGUAACUAGAAGCGGGAAUGAGAAGAGGGUCGGGCGGAAGACACGAAGCAGUGUUCGAAAUUUACGAGUGAGUCGGUUUGCUUGCACGUCGUGGGGUCCAAGAUGGUGUCUAGGGGCGGUCGUGCGCCGUAACAAAUGGUUCAACCGUGAACCCGCUUGCCGUGCAACGACACCGGAAACAGGCGGCAGCUAUCCGGCGAGCGAGCGAGCGACCGAGCGAGUGAACGAAUAGGGAGAGGGCCGCAAGAAUUCGCGAGGACACGGAUGUGAAGUUUGCCCUGGCCAUCUCUCGCGUGGCGAAUUGUUCCGAGGCACGAAAGCCGAACGGCGGAGCUCGUUUACAACGAAAUUGUCCGGAGACAAGAUGAUUCUGAAACGUCGACGAUGAGACGGCAUACAUUUCUUCGCGACGAUCGUCCCGUGAGAGAACGCGUUGCGAUUUCCUAACGCGCGUUCGUGGGGACCUAUAGGGAUGACGAGGUGUCGCGCGUCUCGACGUUGAAAUCUCGGUGACAGCUCAUUCAUGAUAACCCGGCCAGAUGGGUUAAAGAAUCGCGGCUCGCGAUUGACGGCACGGUCUCGUGCUGCUUGCAAAAUGGCGAUCAUCCCGCGUUCUCGAAAGUGCAACAAGUGGUGUCUGGAUUCUCAAUGCUGAGACAUCAUCGAUGUUACUCGACAGACGGACGAGGGGAUUUGAUCCGGGGCCGAUCAGGCGUUCGCGACCGGUUGGAUCGAGAGUCUUGAACAGGAGGAUCGCCGUUGUUUCCUAGACUAGUACGCGAUGCCAGUGGGAUUAAGCGCGUCUAAUGAACUUUAAAUCCGUUUUGCCCGUCUCAAGUACGAUCGUCUCGAAAUUUCUUCGUUAGGAUUUCCUUCGUCGGUCUAAAUAGAUUUACCUCCACCGGGGGGGGAGGAAAACAUUCGACCAACGCACCGAGAGUCGAGAGGUCCCGGUCCGAUGCUGUUCGUUAACUUCGGCAAAGAGUAUUUCAUUGAACGUGGGAUCGAAUGGUUACAGGCGACGAGUAACCUCGAGCUGGGAUUUUAACCUGAUUCUAACCUCUGGCUUCCCUCAAACUCGAGCAUUUGCAUUUAUCGAUAUCGUCACUCCUCAAGAAGAUACGUAGAAACAUUGAUUUAUACAAUAAUUUAUCCAGAAUGAGGAAGAAUCUAGUGUCAUAAAUUGAUAUAUAAAUAUUAAUGUUCGUUGAAACGUAGCGCGAUUCAAUGUUGCACGUUAACGCUGAAAGAAAGACUGCAAACGCGAGUACAUGGCGACGAAGCCCAUGCUCUAUGCUGUGUAGACGAAAGAAUGAUCCCCGCUCGCCGGGGAUCAUCGACGAUUCUUGGAGCUGCUACCUGACCUCUCGUCGUCAGAUUCGUUGACUAUAACGUAGCAGCAUCGUUCGCACGCCGCGGGCAGACACGUCCCGCGAGUCGCUCGAGGACGGAGACUUCGAGAUAAUCCACGUCAAGGCGUUGUCGCAUCCGCAGAGACGUCGUCGAAUUAGACGAUGGUGCUGAGGAUAUCCGCAAACGAAGCUGGCGUUCCUCUACUAGGCGCCGUCGGUCCGCGCUACGUCGUCAAGCAGGCGACGGUGAAGCGCUGCGUCGCGGCGCUACUGCUCGUCUCCCUCGGCAGUAUAUUCUACUACACUCACUACAUCAUCAGCAGUGGACCGCUGUCCAGUUUAAUACAUCGAGAUACAAGACCCGAACCAGCGAUACGAUGUUCGACCCUCAAAGGAGCGACCAGGCUGCCGUCAGCACCAGACCAUCGCAGCGAAGCUCGAUUAAGGAUAGAUCCGAAGGUGUUGGUCUUCGUAGAAACGCUAUACUCGAGGCUAGGCCGGGAGAUAGCUGAACUACUAGUUUAUAAUCGAAUAAAGUACAAAGUGGAGGUGGCCGGUAAGUCUUUACCGGUGCUGACGAAUCUCGAUAAAGGUCGGUACGGGGUGCUGAUCUUCGAGAAUCUAAAUAAGUACCUGCAGAUGGACAAAUGGAAUCGCGAGCUGCUCGACAAAUAUUGCAGGGAAUAUUCAGUUGGCAUCGUGGGUUUUGCUCCUCCGGGGGAAGAGAGUCUCGUUGGUGCUCAGCUUAAGGGCUUUCCACUUUUUAUACACACUAAUCUUAGAUUGAAGGAUGCCCAGCUGAAUGCGGCGUCUCCCAUUCUUCGAUUAACCAGAUCGGGGGAAACGGCCUGGGGACCACUUCCUGGCGGCGACUGGACUAUUUUUCAGGCCAAUCACAGCACCUACGAGCCGCUCGCUUGGGCGUAUCGAGACAGCCUCGACUAUCCGGCCAACAAAAGUCCCUUAGCUACCGUCAUCCAGGAUCAUGGCAGAUACGACGGAAUUCAAAGAGUUCUCUUUGGCGGUGGCCUACGGUUUUGGCUGCACAAAUUGCUGCUGCUAGACUCGUUAUCCUACCUGUCGCACGGGCAAUUGAGUCUUAGCUUAAAUCGUAUGAUCCUGGUGGACGUCGACGAUAUAUUCGUCGGCGAGAAAGGCACCAGACUGAGAAAAGAUGAUGUAAUGGCGUUGCUAGCCACUCAGCAGAGAAUUCAAGCUCUGGUGCCGGGGUUUAAAUUUAAUUUGGGGUUUUCCGGGAAAUAUUUUCAUCACGGGACAGCGGAGGAGAAUUUGGGGGACGACAUGCUUCUGGAGAACGUAGACAGAUUUACGUGGUUUUCCCACAUGUGGAAUCACCAACAACCGCAUUUGUACGAGAAUGUAACUCAUCUACAAUUGGACAUGGCGCUGAACAAGCAAUUCGCAAAGGACCACGGUAUACCGACCGGAAGUGGGUACAGCGUAAGUCCGCAUCACUCCGGCGUUUACCCGGUCCACGAAGGCCUUUACGAGGCGUGGAAGCGGGUGUGGAACAUCAAAGUCACGAGCACCGAAGAAUACCCACACCUGAGGCCGGCUCGUUUGAGACGCGGCUUCAUUCAUCGUAACAUUAUGGUCCUACCGAGGCAAACAUGUGGCCUUUUUACUCACACGAUUUUCAUCGAGAGGUAUCCGGGCGGAAGGGAAAAGCUGGACGAGUCGAUACAGGGCGGGGAACUUUUCCAAACGAUAGUAUAUAAUCCGAUAAAUAUUUUUAUGACACAUAUGUCGAAUUAUGGAAACGAUCGACUGGCGUUGUACACUUUUGAGUCGGUCAUAAAAUUCAUUCAGUGUUGGACGAACUUAAGGCUGUCCAGUGCACCGUCGCUUCAGCUUGGAGAACGUUACUUUCAGUUGUAUCCCGAGGAGGCCGAUCCAGUGUGGGGAAAUCCAUGCGAUGAUCAGAGACAUCAGAAGAUUUGGUCUCGUAAUAAAACGUGCGAUCAACUACCGCGAUUUUUAGUAAUUGGACCUCAAAAAACCGGCACGACGGCGUUGUACACAUUCCUGUCCAUUCAUCCAGCAAUAAGUAGCAAUUUACCGAGUCCUGACACUUUUGAAGAGAUACAGUUUUUCAACGGAAAGAAUUAUUACAAAGGUCUUGAUUGGUAUAUGAGCUUCUUUCCAGCAUCAAAAAAUGAGAGUUCUCGAUAUCUCUUUGAAAAAUCCGCCACUUAUUUUGAUGGAGAAUUAGUACCGCGAAGAGCCCACGCACUUCUGCCAAGAGCUAAGCUAAUCACCAUACUACUCUCUCCAGCUAGACGUGCUUAUUCAUGGUACCAGCAUACCAGAGUACAUGGAGAUCCGGUAGCGAACAAUUACUCCUUCCAUGCGGUCAUCACAGCGAGUGAUUCUGCACCGAAACCUCUACGGGAUCUUAGAAAUAGAUGUCUAAAUCCUGGAAAGUACGCCCAACAUUUAGAGAGGUGGUUAUCGUUCUAUUUACCGCAACAAUUACACAUCAUUGAUGGUGAACAGUUACGACAAAACCCCGUGGAAACGCUGCACGAAUUGCAACGAUUUCUGAAAAUAACGCCCGCUUUCAAUUAUUCCUCGCACUUGAGGUACGAUCCAAAAAAGGGUUUCUUCUGUCAAGUGACUAAUGAAGAUCGUACUAAAUGUCUCGGCAAAAGUAAAGGUCGCCAGUACCCACCAAUGGAAGAUAGAUCGUACAAAUUAUUGCAGAGAUAUUAUUUAUCCCACAACACGGCUCUGGUGAAAUUAUUGAAGCGGCUUGGGUCCAGAACAAUCCCACAAUGGCUGAAGGAGGACCUCACCGACACUGUGAUGACCUAGCAAACGCCAAUUACAUGAAACUUUAAUGUUUCCCGGCUGCUCGCUUCCGCUGUCAGCGAAAUACAUCGCUUACUAAUGGAAGACUUGUAAAAUAAUUGUACAUUAAAAAUUAAAACCUCCACUGGAUUCCACAUCUUCAGAAGAAGGACCAUACUGGCCUAUAUCAGUGGAUUGGCCUAAUGUAAUUGGAGACCCUGCACAAGCUAGUCAUAUAAGCGGCUUUAUUAAGUUCCAGUUAAUUGUCGAUCAUUAUUAAGCAAGUACUAGUUUUAUAUUACCAUCCCAUUAAUUUUAUUAUUAUUUCUAUUGUAUUAUCUUUAUUAUUAUAUCAUUAUCAUCGUUAUCGCGUCGUAGAGAUCAGGCGUUAAUCGCUCACUAGUGCCAUUAUCCAGCAAAUCGUAAUCGUAUUAGGCACUUUUCUAUUUACUCAAGCAUAAAUUGGGCAAAAUAAAAUCAAUAUAUAUAUAUAUAUGAAUUGAAAAUUUAUGCAAAGAAAGAUAUAUAUAUGUAUAUAUCUUUACGAAGAAGAUAAUGGACUUGUUUUUAUAAAUUUUAUGAUGUAAAAACAGAUUUCAUAUAUCAAAGAAGAUAUUCAUUGUAGUAGAAAUUUUUAAAAUAAUAUUUGAAGUUGUGAACAUACAUGAAUUUUUGCUAUCAACGCGAUACACGUGUUGUAACGAAUGAUAUUAAAGAGUACUCUUUUUGGCAAUAUGCAAUAUUUUAAAGUGUUAAAAUUCGAUUUUCUUAAUACCUGACUGUCCAAAUCUUGUUGUUUUGAAACAUGUAUAUUUGUGUGUAAGGAUGAAUUGUAUCGACGAAUUGUACUGCUGAAUGAUUUUUAAGUCAGACAGUUUAUCGAUCAUUCUUCUUGCACUAAUUAUCGGAUCGUCCAUACGAGCGUGAGAUUUCGGGAUUUUGAGAGCUUUUCUCUUGAGCCCACUUUCGGAGAUACAGUGUAUAUUAAUUCUCGUUACAUAUUUAAGAUCAAUGACGACGACAAGAAAUCUAUGUAUAUUUUGACAAUACUAUUCUUGGUAUCCGCGGUGAAAAGGCCAACAAAAGAUGUGUGAUCACGUCCGUUUGUACAUUGAUGUAACGCAUUAUUUUGAUGUUAAUAUAGGUGUAUUAUAAAAAAAAUAGAAUGAAAACGGACAGUUCAAGUGUAUCCGAGAUGAGUUUAAAAAUUUACCGAUCUCGGAUACUUUACAUUUGCAAUAAUCAAUAUUAUCAGAGUUGAACUCACGCGGUUAUUAGAUCGAUAAAAAAUUAUUUGGCGCACUGUGCAAAUUACCCGCUGACAAGUUGUAUGAAAUUAUACAUAUGUGAAAAUAUUUAUGAUUUAUCACGAUCAUCGCGUAUUAUUACGUGCAUUGAUAAAUGUUGUAAAAAAAAUAAAAUCUUAUUUUUCAGCGGGUAGGUCCAAAUAAUUAUUCAGUGAUUUUUCGAGAUUAUUUUUCGCUCGUAACAAUAUUAUAUAUUUCUUAAUUUCGAUAUAUACAGAGUCUAUGUUUGUAAAACUGCUUUGUUUCGGAAUGAUAUUACUCUCAUACAGUAUUUAUUUUACUGUACUUGAAAAAAAUAUUCAUAGAAUUGAUCCAAGGAGAAUUUGUUUGUCAAGAGAGCAAUGGGAUCUGAUUAUUAUAUACGUAUAUUUUUUAUAUUUAUUUGACACUUAUACGUAUAUACAAUAAUGUGAACUAUAUGUACAAAUAUUUUUAAUAAUACUUGUAUCUGUGACCAUAUCUAAUUGUACAUUGUGACGAAUUCAUGGGAUCUUAAGGAUCUCAUGGCAGGUAUCUGCAUAUAAUAUCUGCUUGCCGCACUUUCUGCAUAGAAAAGUGUACUAAUAUCGUGUGUAUGGCCCGUUACGAAAAAAUUCAAAAUGAGCGAUGUAAGAUCAGGAGAGAAUUUUUUUAUUUGCAAUUUUACCAUUAUAUUAAUUGUCUCGUAUUAAGAAUGUUUCUGAUGAUGCCAUUACAUUGGAUAUUGCAUACGGAUGGUAUUAUAUUUAGACAAAAUCUUUUGUUAUGUUUGUACAACUUGUUUUCAUUUUUAUACUGCCGUUAAAACCAUGCCAUGUAACUUUUAACAAAUCGUGUACAAACUUUAUUGUUAGUAUUAUAAUAGUAGUUGCUAAUGAUAACGAUAAUAUCAACUGAUUGAUCUGUUUCGUCGAAUCGUGCCAUUUUACCAAUGUUGUAUAUAUGAUUAUGAUUAUAAUAUUCCAAUUGCGAAAUCAGAUGUUUAGAGUCAAUACCUUUAAUUUCGUUUAGUAUGGCGGUAGCAACAAAUGUCCGGAUUGCUACUACCUGACAAUAACCUGACGGCAGACAAAGAUAAGUGAUAAAAUUCCGCGGAAUUUAUCAAAAUCACACGUGUAAACAGGAAAUGUAAGCAGAAUUAGCACGCAUUAAGCAUUAUCUCACCACUGAGCUUUGUUUGAUGUAUUUUUUCUUAUUUUUUAUUUUACAUUUUACAUAUCUUUUUAUUUGUAUAAAUGAUUAGAAGCAUAAUGAUUAAAAUUAAAAGCAAUACAUAUAUUUAUGUACAUACAAUAUCAAUGCUUUAGUAUCGAUCAAGUGUUAUAUAUGAAUUAAAAAUUAUUUUCUUAUCUAAUUUUGUAUAUUAGCUAUUAUUAAUCAGUGGUGACAUACUGUUAAUCGCUACCUAAUUUUGCGGAUACAUUUGUUUGCGUAUAAACGCACAGAAAUGCCGAGCAUUCUGUAAAUAUUCUGUUCCAAUAUAGACUGCCCAGGAGAAAAGAAAAUGCCAUCGUGUGAAUAAAUGAAAUUGCGCGUAGGAUGUGUGUGUACGAUACUUCAAUUAUUUAACUUAUGACUAUUCUAAUGUAAAAUACUGUAAUAAUUGUACGAAUAGUCUGUAAGUUCUAAUAAAAGAAGCACCAAAAAUCCUACAUUGGAUGGUUUUGUAAACAA